Messenger RNA from Carica papaya (papaya), 1571 nucleotides. Its product is annotated as ultraviolet-B receptor UVR8-like. Gene Ontology annotation, cellular component: cytoplasm. The record is from RefSeq and is a predicted model, not a curated record. Gene Ontology annotation, molecular function: guanyl-nucleotide exchange factor activity. NCBI's taxonomy places the organism in Eukaryota, Viridiplantae, Streptophyta, Magnoliopsida, Brassicales, Caricaceae.
CAGGCCCAGAUCCAGACGGUGUAAACGAAUUUCGAAUGGAAUUUGCUUAAACCCCAACUUGCCCAGAAAAGGGAAGCGCCAUUAAAACCCCCACUCAUCUUCUUCGCCAUUUUUUUUUUUUUUUGCUGUCUUUAAGCGUCCACCUUUCUCUGCUCUGCCCAAACACUCUUUCUCACUUGCUCUCCCAUGGUUUCCACUACUUCCGUCAUCGCCUGGGGCGCAGGAGAAGACGGCCAGCUGGGAAUCGGAAACAACGAAGAGAAAGAAUGGCUUUGCGUCGUCAAAGCUCUCGAGCCCUAUAAUGUUCGUUCUGUGGUCGCCGGUAGUCGCAACUCCCUCGCUAUCUGCGAUGACGGCAAGCUGUUCACGUGGGGGUGGAACCAGAGAGGGACCUUAGGUCACCCACCGGAAACCAAAACGGAGAACGUUCCUAGUCAGGUUAAGGCUCUUACAAAUGUCAAAAUUGUUCAGGCGGCUAUUGGUGGCUGGCACUGUUUGGCUGUUGAUGAUCAAGGCAGAGCUUAUGCCUGGGGCGGGAAUGAGUAUGGGCAAUGUGGGGAAGAACCUGAGAGGAAAGAUGACACAGGAAGGCCUUUGAGAAGGGACAUUGUGAUUCCUCAACGAUGUGCCCCGAGGCUUGUAGUUCGCCAGGUGGCUGCAGGAGGUACUCACUCUGUGGUGCUCACACGUGAAGGGCAUGUAUGGACCUGGGGUCAGCCAUGGCCUCCUGGAGACAUAAAACAAAUAUCUGUUCCUGUACGAGUACAAGGUCUUGAAAGUGUUAAGAUAAUUACUGUUGGAGCAUUUCAUAAUUUGGCUCUCCAAGAUGAUGGUGCUUUAUGGGCAUGGGGUAAUAAUGAAUACGGACAACUUGGAACUGGUGAUACACAGCCAAGAUCACAGCCUAUUCAAGUUCAAGGGCUCUCUGAUCUUACUCUGGUUGAUAUUGCUGCAGGAGGAUGGCAUUCGACUGCUCUGACUGAUACAGGAGAGGUGUAUGGUUGGGGAAGAGGGGAACAUGGGAGGCUUGGGUUUGGUGAUAAUGACAAGAGCAGUAAAAUGGUGCCUCAAAAGGUUAAUCUCUUAGCUGGCGAGGACAUUGUUCAGGUAUCUUGUGGUGGAACUCACUCGGUUGCAUUGACACGUGAUGGCCGAAUGUUUUCAUUUGGUCGAGGUGACCAUGGACGCCUUGGAUAUGGGAGGAAGGUGACUACGGGUCAACCAAUGGAGGUGCCCAUAAAUAUCCCACCACCUAUGAGUGUUGGUGACAGUGGAGAUGAUAACCGCUGGAUUGCAAAACUUGUUGCCUGCGGUGGUCGCCACACUUUGGCGGUUGUAGAAUGGAAGAGAGACUAAUUUAAGCAGUUGUCAAGUAAAUGUAUAAAAAAUGUCUAGUAUAAACCCUAGUUUUGCUUGUUUACUUCUGAGAAAAAUGAAUAUUGAGGUAAAGAAGUUAAUAUAGAACGGACAACCUGUUUGUGUCAUUUGGGUAAGUUGGUUUUGUAUUUUCUUGCGAAUGACUUUUUGUCUUUUAAUGAUUUAUAAAUGCACUUCUUAUGCCAAACGCAAAA